This is a messenger RNA of Globicephala melas (long-finned pilot whale), 2746 nucleotides long. RefSeq names its product protein O-glucosyltransferase 1 (gene POGLUT1). Gene Ontology annotation, molecular function: UDP-xylosyltransferase activity; UDP-glucosyltransferase activity. NCBI's taxonomy places the organism in Eukaryota, Metazoa, Chordata, Mammalia, Artiodactyla, Delphinidae. Gene Ontology annotation, biological process: protein O-linked glycosylation; positive regulation of Notch signaling pathway. The record is from RefSeq and is a predicted model, not a curated record. Gene Ontology annotation, cellular component: endomembrane system.
CUUCCGCCCGCUCGCGCUGCAGCCUGGACCUGGCAGUGGGAGGGCUGGCGAUGGAGCGGUGGGUGCGCUCCCAGCUUCGGUUGUGGCUGCUGUUGCUACUCCUGCCCCCGGUGCCGGGCUGCCAGAAGGAGUCAGGUUCAAAAUGGAAAGUAUUUAUUGACCAAAUUAACAGGGCUUUGGAGAUUUAUGAACCAUGUUCAAGUCAAAACUGCAGCUGCUACCAUGGUGUCAUAGAAGAGGAUCUGACCCCUUUCCGAGGAGGUAUCUCCAGGAAGAUGAUGGCGGAGGUAGUGAGACGGAAGCUAGGGACCCACUAUCAGAUCAUUAAGAACAGAUUAUACCGAGAAAAUGACUGCAUGUUCCCCUCAAGGUGUAGUGGUGUUGAACACUUUAUUUUGGAAGUUAUUGGGCGCCUCCCUGACAUGGAGAUGGUGAUCAAUGUACGAGAUUAUCCUCAGGUUCCUAAAUGGAUGGAGCCUGCCAUUCCAGUCUUCUCCUUCAGUAAGACAUCAGAGUACCAUGAUAUCAUGUAUCCUGCUUGGACAUUUUGGGAAGGAGGACCCGCUGUUUGGCCAAUAUAUCCUACCGGUCUUGGACGGUGGGACCUCUUCAGAGAAGACCUGGUAAGGUCAGCAGCACAGUGGCCAUGGAAAAAGAAAAAUUCCACAGCAUAUUUCCGAGGAUCAAGGACAAGUCCAGAACGAGAUCCUCUCAUUCUUCUAUCUCGGAAAAGUCCAAAACUUGUUGAUGCAGAAUACACCAAAAACCAGGCCUGGAAAUCUAUGAAAGAUACCUUGGGAAAGCCAGCUGCUAAGGAUGUCCAUCUUGUGGAUCACUGCAAAUACAAGUAUCUGUUUAAUUUUCGGGGUGUAGCUGCAAGUUUCCGGUUAAAACACCUCUUUCUGUGUGGUUCACUUGUUUUCCAUGUCGGUGACGAGUGGCUGGAAUUCUUCUAUCCACAGCUGAAGCCAUGGGUUCACUAUAUCCCAGUCAAAACAGAUCUCUCCAAUGUUCAGGAGCUGUUGCAGUUUGUAAAAGCAAAUGAUGAUGUAGCUCAAGAAAUUGCUGAAAGGGGAAGCCAGUUUAUUCUGAACCACUUGCAGAUGGAUGACAUCACCUGUUACUGGGAGAACCUGUUGACUGAAUACUCUAAAUUCCUGUCCUAUAAUGUAACAAGAAGGAAAGGCUAUGAUCAGAUUAUUCCCAAAAUUUUGAAAACUGAACUCUAGUAGUCAUCAUUGAGCCAUAGUCCUCUCUGUGGCAGCAGAUCUCAGACAUCCUGUGGUGAGAAGCUCACUGUGAGUGUGACACCUAUACCUUGGAUACUGUUACCAAGCCAAAUAUCUGGUUUUCCUUAUCAUGCUGCACCAAGAGCAACUUUCGAGAAAGAUCCAAAAUAUGUUUAAUAUAAAUAUGAAGCAGCUCAACACUUUGGCUGAAUAAGGACCAGAAAUCAUGAGAUGUGGGUUUUGAACCCGAUUCUGCCUUUCAUUUUCUUAGGACCAAUCACAGCUUGUGCCUCAGAUCAUCCACAUGUGUAUGUCCCUCACUUUGGAACUGACUGUGCCCAUGGGAUGAUGCCCUUUGUCUCAUUGUUUGGAGUAGAAAGUCAAUCCUUUGGAACUAGUACAACUCAUCACCACAGUUCUGCAGUUAUUCUACUCUUGAUUUCUGUCGCUAUAUUUUAAUGUAGAAAGCCCUUUAGGGUUUGUGAAAAAUACUUGGGGAUUAUUUCCUAAAAGGUCUAAGGAAGCAGUAGUGUGCCAUGCCAUGAUGUAGGAGAUCUCUUUUGUCAAAGCCUAAACUCUUUGGUACUCAGGAGAUUUCUAUAAAGCCACGUAGAAGGGGGCCAAUUGCAUGAGCAAUUUUUGCAAUUGGAUUUCAAGUUCCCUUUUUGUACCUUCACACCCUUCUUUAUGUUCUCUUUCAAAAAGAAGAGAUAAAAACCUCUUAAUAAAUUUAGGAGAUGGUCCUUACUUUUUAGAGGAACUGUGCAUAAAACAGCAUCUCUUCCUUAUUCUUCACACGCCCUUACUAUUUUUCCUCCUUGAGUUGGCGGUAGUCCAUGCUUGCAGGGAUCUCAAGGAGUCUUCAUGUGUGAAAUGGUGUUAAGUUGGGAGUUUAGAACAUUCAACUUUAGCACUUACUUAUAUAGGAGAUGUUUCUUUUAGCGCACAUCCAUGUUGGAGUGCUUCCUUUUCCCUUUUGAAAAAGACAUUUGGAUAGUAGUUUAAUCUCAGGCUGUUCUCCCUAACAUAGUUGAAAAUGAAGAAAAAAUUUUAGAUUAAAACCCAUAUAGUCUGUCCCUGGUGGCACAAUGGUUAAGAAUCCGCCUGCCAAUGCAGGGGACACGGGUUCAAGCCCUGAUCCAGGAAGAUCCCACAUGCUGCGGAGUAACUAAGCCCGUGUACCACAACUGCUGAGCCCACGCUCUAGGGCCUGUGAGCCACAACUACUGAGCCUGUGUGCCACAGCUACUGAAGCCCACGCACCUAGAGCCUGUGCUCCACAACAAGAGAAGCCACCACAAUGAGAAGCCCACGCACCACAACAAAGAGUAGCCUCCACUCGCCACAAUAGAGGAAGCCCGUGCGCAGCAAUGAAGACCCAGUGCAACCAAAAAUAAAUCAAUAAAAUAAAUUUAUAAAACAAAAACAAACAAAAAAAAACGCAUAUAGUCUCAUGACACAGAACCAGCCUUGUCCCUUAGGCCCAAACUUUCCACAGAGAAAUCAACUGUUUACCU